This is a messenger RNA of Epinephelus lanceolatus (giant grouper), 658 nucleotides long. NCBI's taxonomy places the organism in Eukaryota, Metazoa, Chordata, Actinopteri, Perciformes, Serranidae. The record is from RefSeq and is a predicted model, not a curated record.
UUCUUGUUCGUUACCAGUCAAUAUCACAAUGAAAACAAUCUAUGCGUACUCUUGUCUUCUUUUCGCUCUGAGUUUUGUGGAGAUGAAGCCUCUCAGCAUAACUGGCCAUGUUGGGGGGAAUGUGACAAUCGAAUGCUCAGAAUGGGACUCUGUGACUGAUGUAAAAUAUAAUGUUAAGUACUUUUGUGACAGUCCAUGCACAGAAGACAAACACAUCAUCGUCAAAGCAGAAUCUGGAAAGACUGAAUAUAAAAACAGAAUAGAGGUGUCUAACACAGCAGAUGGUUUAUUUGUGACCUUCUCUAAUCUCCAAGAGUCAGACUCGAAGACAUAUUACUGUGGAGUGGAGAGAUUUGGCCCUGAUUUAUACAUAAAGGUCAAUCUUAAAGUCACAAAAGCUGAGUCUUCUAGUCCCAAGACAACUCCAAAAAAAGUCACUGCUGGUCCCACUCUCUCAUUUACUGUGACAGACGACUCCAUCACGUCUUCAUACAGCUCAGAUAAUAUGACUGAUAUGUCAACGUCACACACAACCCUGAAUACAAUGUUGCCUACUGCACCCGCAACAGGAGGAGCAGAAAACGGAGGGGAUGCAACCUUUGAAAGAGUAAGAGGAAAGGGAAGUGAGGGGGAAGUGCAAAGACUGUGGCUGGACUGA